Menidia menidia (Atlantic silverside) is the source of this 990-nucleotide messenger RNA. The record is from the annotation of a GenBank genome assembly. Lineage: Eukaryota; Metazoa; Chordata; Actinopteri; Atheriniformes; Atherinopsidae.
UGCAAUAUCUUUGUAUCAAAAUUUGAAGAGCAGUAAUUAAAGGACCACACUCAUUAAAACAGCAGGAACUGGUAAUGACGUUGGAAGACUUACAAGUUUUGCCAGAGGGUAGAUUCCAACCUAAGCGGUGAUGAGAGAUGUAGUCAUACACAAUAAUCAGUUCCUCCACUGAGUAUAUGCAGGUUGCUGUUUGUUCAUGUAUUCAAAUAUGAGCCAUAAACGCUUCCCCUAAUCUUCAUUAUGCUUUUGUUCCCAAAUCCUGUUACAAUAUCACAGUAUUCUCUUUUUCUUUCUUUCUUUUUGACCUCACAGGGAAAGCACUUCGGUCCAAUGGCAGAAAAAGAGCUGACAGACUGGAACAGCGGUCUCUUUGACUGCUUUGAGGAUAUGAAGAUAUGUUGUUAUGGUUUCUGGUGCAUGCCCUGCCUUGCCUGCACCGUUUCAAGAAAGUUUGGAGAGCAUCAGUGUCUGCCCUUAUAUGAUGUGUGCGGUACUGCCCUCCUCGUUAUGUUUGGGAUACCUAUGAUUGUUCCUCCGGCAGCCUUGUCUAUGAGAGCUGCCAUGCGAACCAAAUAUGGCAUUAAGGGCUCCCUCUGUGAAGACGUGCCCAUUUCAUGCUUCUGUGUGGGGUGCUCCUGGUGUCAAAUGUACCGUGAGGUGAAACAUCGAGAGAAAGACCCUGUAGUCAUCAACAUGGUUAAUCAAACUGUCGUCAGCAUGCAGCCUACCCAAGCAGCCGGCAUGCAGCAUCACCCUUCUGUCCACAUGCACCAGGGCCCUGCAGUCAACCUGCAGCAUCACCCUUCUAUCGACAUGCACCAGGCCUCUGCAGUCAACAUGCAGACUGCUGCUGUCAACAUGCAGGCUGCUGCUGUCAACAUGCAGGCUUCUGCGGUCAAUAUGCAGAAUUAUGAUGUGAUGAUGGUGCCUACAAACCCUCCCCCAGCUGGUUUUAAAACCCAAGACGGUGUCUUUAUGAUAUCAAACUGA